Cynara cardunculus var. scolymus (artichoke) is the source of this 1413-nucleotide messenger RNA. RefSeq names its product growth-regulating factor 8-like. The coding region runs from base 34 to 1203 and encodes 389 amino acids. The record is from RefSeq and is a predicted model, not a curated record. The transcript has 4 exons. Gene Ontology annotation, biological process: DNA-templated transcription; regulation of DNA-templated transcription; developmental process. Lineage: Eukaryota; Viridiplantae; Streptophyta; Magnoliopsida; Asterales; Asteraceae. Gene Ontology annotation, molecular function: ATP binding. Gene Ontology annotation, cellular component: nucleus.
GAAAAUGGAAUCACUGGCAGUCGCCUCUAUAAUAUGUCUGGUAGCGGUGGUGAUGUUCAGUCACCGACGCCAUUAGAGUGUGAUGUUGGUCUGGGUUUAAACACCGAACCAGCUUACCCUUAUAAAAAGACAAGCUUUAUGUCUCAUCACCAAAACCGCCAUUAUCAUCAUCCCCAAGCUUCUGAAUACGCUGGUGUUUACAGUAACACUAAUCGAAUUGCUUCUGGGUUUCCUUUCAAAUCCACUACAGGUUCAAGCACAGUUGGAGUUAUGGCAGCUUCUGGAAAACUGCUUUUUACUGCAACUCAAUGGCAAGAGCUUGAAAGGCAGACAAUGAUCUUCAAGUACAUGAUGGCUUCCAUCCCUGUUCCUCCUCAGCUUCUCUUACCCUUAUCCACUCAAUCCAACAGGGGAGGUAUGGGUUUGAAAUUCUCAAACGGGUCGGAUCCGGAGCCAUGGAGGUGUAGGAGAACAGAUGGGAAGAAAUGGAGAUGUUCUAAAGAUGUUGCCCCUGACCAGAAGUACUGCGAACGCCACGCCCACAAAACUAGACCCCGUUCAAGAAAGCCUGUGGAAAUCCAACCCCACAACAACAAAGAAGAUUACCAUCCACUUCUCCUAUCUUCACAUGUGAAUAAUAUAAAAAAUUAUAAGAAUCCCAGUGAUUGGUUCAUGAGAAAUGGCACUAUCCCUGUGUCUAAAUCAGAAAGCGAUCAGAUAUUUAAACCAGAUUUUAAGGGAAAUUUUCAGCAUAAAUCCUAUUUGGAUCAUAAUCUAAACACUUCUGGUACCAGUACUGCUGCCAGUGAUGCGGCGGCAGGCGCAAGGCGGCAAGACUUCAUUGAUUCUUGGUCAGGAAUUGGAAAUGGAGACGAUUGUUCUCUAAGUUUGUCGAUGCAAUCUGGUGGGAACGGGAUGAAAUUUGAGGAUGAUGAGAGUUUUCAAAUGGGUGUUGGAAUGUUGGAUGGUGAUACGGGCGGGUGUGGGGAUGUUUUCAGAUCACACCACCACCAGUGGCUGAACCAACCCUCUUGGGCAGGUUCAACACCUGGUGGACCAUUAGGUGAAGUGUUGUGCCUGGGAAUUGCGAGUACCACAAAUAUGGCUCCUAAUGUGCCAUCUCCUCAUGGCUAUAGCAACAACACGACUACGAGCAGCUCGUGUGAGGGUGGUGAUGUUCAGGGCCAUGGUUUCAAUAGGUGAACUCAUGAUCACUAAAAAGAAUCAGAUUUAUAGGAUGCCAUGUAUGUUGAGAUGUUCUAAAUUACUGUUUUGUAAGACUUAAUUUAUAGAACCAAACAACUGUACGUAUAUAGAUGUUACAGUAAUUUCAUAGGACAACUUUUGGGCAUCCUAAUAAGUUUUUUCAGAACAAUUUUGAAAUAAAAUAUCAUGUUAGUCUUUUUAUAUGAU